AUGGCGCUGCUCCUCCCACCACCCCACGCCCUCUCCCCCAAGCCCCCCUUCCCCUCCGCUCUCCGCUCGUCGAGGCCACCCCGUAUCUGCCGCGCCACGGCCGCCGGUGGUGCCGGGGUCUCCUCCGCUCCCCCGUCGACCUCCUCGCCGGAGAAGGCCCCGGCGUCGGGCGACGCCGGUGGGAAGAGGAGCGGUAAGAAGAGGAGGGCCCUGAAGCCGAGCUUCGAGAAGCAGGCCCUCCGCCGCUGGUCCGCGAGGGCGCCCUCGCAGCGUGCGUCCUUCCCCUGGCAGCAGCCGCCGCCGCCGCCGUCGCAUGGAGGUGAGGGUGAAGGUGCGCGCGGUCAGGAGUCCGGUUGGAACGGAAGCUCCACGCUGCAGUCCAUUGUGGAUUACUUCGACUUCGACUACGACUACGACUCUUCUGAUGGAGAUGGCGGAAGUGGCGGGGCGGGGGGUGACAGGGAGGCCGGCGACGGUGUCGUGGCCCGCGCCGAAGUGGCCGAGGACCGGGACGAUGGGCCGCGGCCCGAGCCGAGCUACCUUCUCGGGAGCCGGCCGGUCUCAGCGCCGUGGAUGCACGGGGAAGAAGAGCCCGUCAAGAACCAGUUGGUUUCUGAGGAGGAAGGGGUGGAAAGGGAUGAUGUUUCAGAGGAUGAGCUUGGUUUGGUAGAUGGAGACGACGAUGAAUUGAGCAGUGAUGAGGAUACCCACCUAAGUGGCAGCUCAGAUGGGGAAUUCUCUGAGGAUCAUGCCGCGCCGAUGGCAAAUCCUUCUCUGAUGGAUUCAUUAGUGGACCGAAUUUCUCCAGGUGGUGGCUUUGAUAGAGGUCCAAGGCAGAGGAGCAUAAGUUCAAUUGUUAGCACAUUGAGGAAUUCGAUGGAGGAAAGUAGUAGAAAUGCUGCAACUGAAUGGCCUGAGACUCAGGAUUUUGUCCAGGAGCUGGGUCCUGUGCUCCUCCCAUGGGAGAGGGAAGAGGAUAAAGAGGCUUCUUCCGGGGUUGAUAGGCCGAGAAAGCGCAGCAACACGGAGCUGGCUGAGAGGACUAUCCCAGAGCCUGAGCUGCGGAGGCUUAGAGAUGUGGCGUUGAGGAUGAAGGAGAGGAUGAGGGUUGGUCCAGGAGGGGUCACUCAGGUCCUUGUGGAGAGCAUUCAUCAGAAAUGGAGGGUGGACGAGGUGGCUAAGCUGAGGUUUGAAGGUCCUCCAAGCCUGAACAUGAAGAGAACUCAUGAUAUACUAGAGGAGAGGACAGGAGGCAUUGUGAUAUGGAGAUCAGGAAGGUCGGUUGUUUUAUAUAGGGGAAUGAACUACAACCUUCGAUGUGUUCAAUCAUAUACAAAAACUGCAGAGGUUAAUUCUGAUAUUGAACCUAUCCAUGUUGAACAUAAAUUUCAGAAAUCAGGUGCAAAUGGUCUGAACCACUCAGGAUAUAGUGUCAGUUCCUCUAAAAAACCUACAGAGACAUUUGAUAUCGACAGCUUCUUGGAUCAAUUGGGACCACGGUAUAAAGAUUGGUCUGGUCGUGGCCCUAUUCCUGUGGAUGCUGACUUGCUUCCUGGUGUAGUUCAUGGUUACAACACACCAUUUAGACUCCUUCCUUACAAGGUUAAAAGUACCCUUCGAAAUAAGGAAAUGACGGCUCUGCGUAGACUUGCAAGGCAAACCACUCCUCAUUUUGCUCUAGGGAGAAAUAGGGAACACCAAGGAUUAGCUGCUGCUAUCGUUAAACUAUGGGAGAAAAGUUCUAUUGCAAAGAUUGCCAUCAAGAGGGGGGUUCCAAAUACAUGCAAUGACAGAAUGGCAGAAGAACUCAAGAAAUUAACAGGAGGAGUACUUCUAUCGAGGAAUAAGGAGUACAUUGUCCUCUACAGGGGCAAUGAUUUCAUAACACCUAAAGUAAGGCAAGUCUUGGUGGAGAAGCAAGAACAAGCAAUCACUUGGCAGGAUGAGGAAGAGCUGGCUCGGCUUAAAGCAUCAGCCUCGAUUAGUUCGAAACCCAAAGUAUUUAAAAAUCCUCUAAUUGCUGGCACUCUUGCGGAAACUAGAGAGGCAAAAUCUCGAUGGGGAGACUCUAUUAAUGAUGACCUCAGGAAAAAGGAGAAGAAUCACAUGAUUAUAGCAAAACAUACCUCUCUUUUGAGGAACUUGAAGAGAAAAUUGUUUUUGGCAAAAACAAAGGUCACAAAAGCAGAAGAGGCCUUGGCUAAAGUUCAAGAAUAUCUCUCUCCAGCAGAGCUUCCAACUGAUUUGGAAACUGUUACAGAUGAGGAACGCUUCUUACUUCGCAGAAUUGGCCUGAAAAUGAAGGCCUUUCUAAUGCUUGGAAGACGAGAAGUUUUUGAUGGAACAGUGCAGAACAUGCACUUGCAUUGGAAACAUCGAGAAUUGGUCAAAAUUCUUGUAAAGGGGAAGAGCUUUCCACAAGUAAAACAUAUUGCAAUAUCCCUGGAAGCUGAAAGUGGAGGAGUACUCAUUUCAGUUGAUAAAACAACAAAAGGAUAUGCGAUCAUUUUGUAUCGGGGUAAGAACUACAAGAGGCCUCAAAUUUUGAAGCCUCGAAACCUAUUGUCAAGGAGAAAAGCAUUGGCACGGUCUAUAGAGCUCCAAAGGCGGGAGGCAUUAAAUCAUCAUAUCUCAAGUCUGCGAGACAAGAUCUGGAAGCUGAAAUCACAACUUGUACGUAUGAAAGUUGCUGGGGAAAAACCAGAUGCAAAGUUACUUCAGACAGUUGAGGAUGAUUUGUUGAAAGAUGAUGACAAAAUAGAGGACGAAGGAGAGGAGGCUUACCUGCAAACUUACAGCAGUGACAAUGAAGAAGAACCUGGGGAUGAACCGAAUGAAUAUCUCGGUUAGCCCAGUAGAAGGUUUAGUAGUAAACCACACUGGGUGUUCGUAUUCCGAGAUUUCUGCCGUGCUACUCAAGAGGUUGGCGGUUUUGGAUCCAUCCAUGGAUUCUUGCUAACACAAGCUGACCUGCAACAGCAUUAGGGGCCCCUAUGCGAGACGGCAACUUGAGUGUGUAUGUGUGGUGCAUAUGCUUUGCAGUUGCUGCCCUUUGUUUUAGUCUUGGCUACUUCCUGAUGUUCUGAUGGCCUUCCACAUCCUGCAGAUUAGAUGGUUUCCAUUAUCAUGUCCAAGCUGCCUGCCUCCCUUGCAGAAGUUUGUAAAGUGGCAGUGUAAAUCAGGCUCAUGUAAAUCAUGUCCUUUUUCUUUUGGAAGAAUCUUCCGGUUCAUUUUAAAUUUGCAUUAUAAUAUUAUGCACAUGUUAAUUUUUCAUUGAUACAAAAUUCUGAAAAGAUUGCUGGUACGCAGCUACC
Messenger RNA from Oryza brachyantha (malo sina), 3314 nucleotides. Its product is annotated as CRM-domain containing factor CFM3, chloroplastic/mitochondrial-like. NCBI's taxonomy places the organism in Eukaryota, Viridiplantae, Streptophyta, Magnoliopsida, Poales, Poaceae. The transcript is spliced from 9 exons. The coding region runs from base 1 to 2850 and encodes 949 amino acids. Gene Ontology annotation, molecular function: mRNA binding. The record is from RefSeq and is a predicted model, not a curated record. Gene Ontology annotation, biological process: RNA splicing, via transesterification reactions.